AUGAUCAUGCUGGGCCACGGUAUGUGCCUUCCUUCACAGGCCACGGUCCAAAACAUUUUCCUUGCGGCUCGGGACGCCAACGCCAUCCCUGACAUCUCGCUAGACCCGGGCCUCGCCACCUUCCUGUCUCUGGAUUCGGCGGCGGCGCUGCAACACCAGUACGCUUCUCUGCAGAGAGGCCUGAGCGAGACGCAGAGGGCGACAUUCGGCGUCCGCCUCCAACGAGAGCUCGGUGGCCCAAGGGUAACGCACGGGGGCGUGGGGGUCGUAGCUCUGGCUUUGUCUAUGAUGUUGGACCACGUUGCCCAACAGGUUAGAGGAAACAGUUCAGCACAGGCAGGUCAGUCACCUGUGAUGAAUCCAUCCAGGAAGCUUUUCGGAAUCGCAGUUUCGUCAAGAAUCGGUGGGAUUGCACAGAAUUACCUGCGUCUGAUUCCGGGCCUCGCCAAUGACCCGGACACGAUGGCCGAGACCACUGAGAUCUAUGACAACUGGCUCAAACUAGAGUUGCUGGACCAUUACCACAGGAUGACCAAUAAGAAGAGGAUGAGUUCAGUAUCCAUGCAGCAGUGGUUGACUGGAGCAGCGCUUCAUCUCCAUAUGAGGAUACACCAGGUUCGUCUUCAUUCUGUGCCAUUUGGUUCGGCGGCGUCCCUUCGCUUGUCUUACAAGACGGCAUUCAACCGUCUGGUGCAGGGUUACACUGUCUACCUUCACAGGAACCUUCGGGAAACCGCACCAUCAGCACCCGCUCAUCGCACAUCCCAGUCAAGCAGUCCAACCAACAGGACCUUAUCCGGCCAGAUGUCCUCGAACACGGACCGAGCAGACACGUUCAAUGAGACGACCCACGGCAAUGUUUCCGGAACGGAUGAAUCUGCUUGGCAAGAGGGGCUUCUGUUCAUCGAGCCGGGGAGAAACGUGACCCACGGCGUGCGCCAUCACCCCUGCGAGUCUCCGGCUAUCCAGCAAGCUCUGGUUACGCGGAUUAUAAAUGCGCAGGACUUGGAGGACAGCAGAGGCUUUUUCUUGUUCCCCAAAAAAGUCUUCCAGCGACUGCUCACACAGGACAAUACUUUUGAGCUUGACACAAACUACACAGUUUACGUGAGCGACGAGUGGAGCCAUAUCCCAUUGGAUGUCAAACUGGACUCAGGCCAUUAUAUGAGACUUAAUACCUACUGGUUGCCCCUCCUGCUGCGUCAAGACACCAUUAGCGAGAUGUUUGUCUGGGGUGCAUCCAUAGGUCUGGUCAAUGCAGAUGAUCCCACCGAUCUGAAUCUUAGAACGGUGCGUAAGAUCGAGGCCCUAGAGGGGAUUCUCAAAGCCAUAGACAUCGGAACGUGUACAAAAGAACGAACAUCCAAAUUCAUCAGAAUAAAUACCAGCUUUACAGAGCGUAUGCACGCGGCUGUGGACGAGGCUUUGCUGUGGCUGGAGAAGACGAAGAUAGUUAGAAUCGACGCUUGUAUCCGUGAGCUGAGUCAACGCAGGCGUACCACCUAUGCAGUUUUGCGCCAUGUCUUCAAAGAGUUUGUGGCUUAUAUCUUUAAAAUGACAAAAGACCUAAAGAAGACAGUGGAGGUAUUGAAAGCUAAGUCGCCCGAGAACAUUCAAGCGGCAAGUGAGCUGCUGAAGAGACAAGGCAACGAGCUGUUUAUGGAGGAGAAUUACCAAGAAGCAGUUAAUGCUUAUACCAAAGCCAUCAAUUUUGUCCCUCAAAAUCACAUCUUCUUUGGUAACCGGGCGCUUUGCUAUUUCCGCUGGAAGAAAUAUUUGGAAGCUGCUAUCGAUGGAAAACGAGCCAUUCUGAUAGAACCGCUCUGGCCUAAGGGUCACUAUCGUUUCUGCGAGGCCUUGUUCAUGUUAGGUGAGCUCCAGUGGGCCAUGUGCGCCAACACGGCAGCGCGGAAAGUGUGCAUGAAUGACCGUGACCUGGAGCAACAACAUGAGAAGUUUGUGACUGAAAUGGCAAGACUCAAAGUUAAAGAGAAAGCAACACAUGCUGCCACUAAAGAGCAACUCAACACAGGCAGCACUAACUCCAAGGAAAUUGAAGAUCUACUCAAAGAGAUGGUGUUGCCUAAUGCUGCGGAAUCCGAGGUCCAAAAGCAAAUCACGAAGCACCAUGAGGUGUUUAGAUGUUUGAUUAAGGACGCCUGUAAAGCUCUCCGCUACCAGGCCAGACUUGAAGUGCAGAAUGGCUUCAAGAAGGUGUUUGACCUGCAGGGAUCCAGUACAUUACAGGAAAUCGGUUUCAGUUUGUCGGAGCUGGAAAUGCAACUGUUGCUUUACGGCCAUGUGCGUACUCUGCUAACAAUCGGCAAACCUCAGGAGGUCGCAGAAGUACAUAAAGUCCUGGAGAAGAUUGAGUCUUACAAGGGAAAGGAUAUUCAGUAUCUGGUUUACUACACUUACGGGAUACUUUACCGAGACGAGACAAAGUACCCAGUUGCGCUGGAACAUUUCCAAGAUUCCUUGCAGAUGGUGAAUAAGAUAACACCACGUAAACUCACCUGGCCGCUAACAAAAGAAAUCAUUAAAGAGACCGACUGGAAAUAUUUUAAAAAAAUUCUAGAGGACUGCAUAAAAUCGUGCAAAUACCCUCCUCGGCCCAUUGCCGUUUGUCGCUGUGAGAACUGCCUCGGUUCUUGGAAAAACAUGUACAUCACCGACUCGGAAUUUAAAGGCUUUGUUCAGUUGAUGUGCAGCCAGAAGUGCCUUAUUGAAUACCACAUCGCUUGCUGGAAAGCGUUCAAGCCGGCAUCUUUUGAGAAAAGCGAGAAGCCAUGUCUGACUCCUGACUGUUCUGGUAUAAUCUCAUGCGUUAAAAUUUUUGACCAAGAGGGCGAGGUAAAACACGUGUUGAACACCAACCAAACGACUCCAAAAAAAGCAAAAGUGAACCAGAAGCCGGCACGUGUGAAGAAAAUGAAGGAGAAAAAACAUUUGAAAAGAGAAAAUGAUGAUAAGCAAAUCACUGAAAAGAAGCGCAGCGUCGACGUUAAGAUGCAAGUGGCCAAAAACUGCACCACUGAGCAGACCCAACAGAACGCUUGGUUGCUGUAUCGAGAUCGAGUCCUCUUGCAAAUCAGCCAGAUGAUGCAGCUACUCCGCCAGGAAACCGGUCUCACCGUGUCAGCCGUGAGCGCCGGCCUGAGGCCCUGGCUGGAGCUGGACUCGGCACGUGGGAACCAUCUCGCCGGCAAGAUGCUCAACUGGGAAGAGGAACGCCUGGAGACUCUGGAGCAGGCCGUUGAGUUGCUUCUCGAAAGAAAGAAUCGCGUUUGGGCACGCGUCUUCAUUCAUCUGCUGUCGAAUACAUUGGAUGUUAAUUUGGAGCUCAGCCAAUGGGCGGGACGCCUCAACGAUGCAGAUCUGAAGGCGGCCAAGUCCUUUGUUGAACGCAACACAGACCACCUGGAUGAGCUCGACCUGACCCCACUUUUGACCUUUGUCCCUUUAAAGGAGAUGACCUGCCCCAAUUUAUUUUCAAGCAACGAGCUGAUUGAUUUUGUUAAGCAGGCCCCGCCGCACGAAAUGAGACUUUUUAUCUGGACUUUAGAGGAGCAUAGAGACGUUUAUGUCUCGUCUAAUGUUUUACUUGAUGAGUACUUUGAUAUGAUUGACGGACAUUGCGCAGUUCUAAAAAAGUCUAAUCAAAAUAAUUUCCCUGCAAGUGUAAGGAAUCGAGGGCGAAAAAAGAAAUCUAAAGAGUCAAAGGGUGUUGUUGUAUGGCCUGGGAUACAAAAUUCAGCAGAAGAAGAGUGGGACCAAGAAGAUCCGAUGUACAGAUAUUUUCUUGACCCCAGUGAACCCUUCCGGAUUCCCAGAUACCUUCAAGCCCAGGUGGCCAACUUUGAGGACCAAUAUAACCGAACUAAUCAUACAAACUUUAAAAAAUUUUUGGACAACAAUCCGGAUCCGACUGAGGAAAAUUUAUACGACUACUUCGCACAGAUUCUAGAGGAACACGGCCCCCUCCUUGUCGACGACCCGUUGCUGCAUGGCGAGAUUGAAAAUUUCCCGCUUGUGGCUCUUACCAAGAUCCAAAAGGCAGGCGGCGUUGAGCGUUUCCUGGAGGAAUCCCUUCGCUUCAUAAACAUCGGCGGCCGCAUCGGUCUAGCCAAGCACGCCGUCUCUCUACAGCAGACUAUUAGCAAUCAACACCCAAACUCUUCCCAAGUGUUCACAUCUAGGAAUCUUAAUAAUGUGGAGCCUUAUAAAAGACUUCAUAUGGAUGGAGCACCCCCACCCUUUGAUUAUUCAGUCAUUCAUUCAAGGACAGGCCAAGUUGAUCACUCGGAUGACGUCUCGGUUUCGCCUGACGAUUAUAGCUUAUUUGACCUUUAUGCUAGCGGGGUGGAUGAAUCCUGGGAAACAUUUUCCUGUUCAAGUGUUUUAAGUUCAACACUUGAAGACGGACUUUUGAAGAAAGAUGCAGAAGUACAGGCAUCUCAAGCAACCAGCGUUGCGGUGAACACGGAACCUUUGCAGCCUUAUGAGAAAUCCCAAGGUGACAUCAACAAAAAAGUAAAGAGCAUUAGUGUCAUGGAGGAGCAUAUACGUCAAAUAGAAAAAGAAAGCGAGGGAGUGGAUCAGAAGCACCAGGAGACCCUAGCUUCCUUGGACAAGGAGAUCCAAGAUAUCAGUACCAACAUAAAAGUGACCGAAAAAGAGUUGACCCUGUUCCAGCAAAAGCUUGAGGAAGAGGUUAAGAAGGAUCAAAAGGAGAAGAAGGCCAACCAGGAUGAGUUAAAGGCCCUCAAGACGGAAAUGGAAAAAUUAGUAGAAGAGCAAGCGAGUCUCACCAAAAAAAUCAGAGCAAGCAAAGACGACUAUGAAGAGAAGUUGAAUGAAUUCUUGGACCUCAGUAACUGUUCAGCAGCUGAGAAGAUGAGUCUGGAAGAUGAAAUCAAGCGCUACAAAAACUCCAUUGCUGCCACGACAAAGAGGUCCCACGCUGCCCAAUUGUCCAUGUUGGAAACCAUACGUGAUAAGCGUCUGUACGGCCUCCAAGCUCAACUGGCUGAUGUCAAGAUUCUGUGUGCCAAGCUGGAUGAAAAUGUACAGCACGCAAAACACAGCCGCCACAUAAAUGGCAGAUUUCCUCACUUGGAAGCGGAGAGACAAAACGUGAGAAGGCAUAUACUAGGACUGGAGCAGAAAAUUGCCGCCGUUGAGAUACAACACAGGGAGCAGCUGGAGCAAGUCAAAAGUGGCAAAAGGGUUAGCGACUUGCUUAGCAUCAACCAGACCGAUACUCGAGUCUCCCCGGUGUGUACCGGAAUAGCCUCAAUGAGCAUUGAGCCCCCGCCGCAGUCGACAGCGGAACCAGUGGUGCCUCCCGCCGCCGAGACAAGGAACCCGGCCAUGAACACCAUGUUUGAGAAGGCAAUAGAGCGACUGGUCGCCAUGUUCCCUGACUACACGAGGUGUGACCUGAUUAGGUUUUUCAAGGAAUUGCGGGUGUCCAACGGUGGCAAUCUGAACAGCAUGAGCUUGCAGGAUGUGGUCAACAGUGUGAGCCAGUUAAUUUUGGACCGUCAGGUAAAACAUUUCAAAUUGUCUCACCAUGGGUUCACUAGACUUACGUGGACCGCUUCCCCUCAGGGGGCCGCUGCGAUGGCAGGGCCAACCCCGGACUUGGACUGUCCUCCAGUCUGGCGGCAAUUAGGAUACCAAAGACCACCCCGACCCAGUGCACUGAACUUGGAGGACCCUUGUGUCAUCUGUCAGGAAGAUAUGAGUCCAUAUGACCUCUGUGUUUUGGAGUGCAGACACACCUUCCAUAAGCAGUGCAUCGCGGCAUGGCUGAAGGAGCAAAGCACGUGUCCCACCUGCCGCGAGCGUGCUUUGUUGCCUGAUGAGUUCCCCGCGCUGCCGGGUAGGAGGUACCAAGCCUCAUGA
Molecule: messenger RNA, 5910 nt
Organism: Nerophis lumbriciformis (worm pipefish)
Lineage: Eukaryota; Metazoa; Chordata; Actinopteri; Syngnathiformes; Syngnathidae
Source: RefSeq, a predicted model, not a curated record